Messenger RNA from Pseudophryne corroboree (corroboree frog), 6084 nucleotides. RefSeq names its product EYA transcriptional coactivator and phosphatase 1 (gene EYA1). Gene Ontology annotation, molecular function: protein tyrosine phosphatase activity. Lineage: Eukaryota; Metazoa; Chordata; Amphibia; Anura; Myobatrachidae. Gene Ontology annotation, cellular component: nucleus. The transcript is spliced from 19 exons. The coding region runs from base 700 to 2544 and encodes 614 amino acids. The record is from RefSeq and is a predicted model, not a curated record. Gene Ontology annotation, biological process: multicellular organism development; positive regulation of DNA repair; negative regulation of extrinsic apoptotic signaling pathway in absence of ligand.
UUGGGAGCCACAGCAGAAGUGCAUAGCUUGCUGACAGAAGGCUUCGGCUGGCCUUUUCUACACACAGCUGUAUAUUCAGACACAGCUAAGGAUUCAUUUACAUAACACAAUUUUCUGAAGCUACCAGGUUCCCUCUGAGUACUGCAGCACACCACUCCGUCCAAUUGUUACAGUCACACCAAUAAUGGUCUGAAGAAGGGAAUCGGUGUGGUUUGCCUUCCCAAAACAAGAGAAGCAGCCCUCUGGCUAUACUGGGCAGAUCUUGCAGAGAAAGCAUAGGAGGGAAGAGGAUUCGUCGUCUCAGGGUCUGAAAUUGUAUCUUAUUUACUACAGAGGGAGAAGAAGCUGUCUGCAGUAUACAGGGUGAUGGCCAGAGGCUUCCUCCUGCACAGCCCCUUCUCCCAGCUUUGGUGGUGAGGGAGCUCAGCUUACUAGUGCUCGUUCUCUCCUGCUCCAGAGCUCCAAAUUCGGGAAUUACACUCAGGAUAUUCAACUCUCUUUCUGCUGGUUUUGCUCUCUGAAAAGAAGAACUGAAAGCCAGGACAGUGCAAAGCAAAAAGCUGCUCUAUUGUACUAAGGAAGAAACGUCUGUUAUUAUAGGACUAGUUGUGUGAGAGGAAAGAAUACUUAGCAAACAGUGUAAAAUUAAAGAACGCUUACACCAGGUCAGAUGUUGCGGCUUCACCAUAUCAAAGGUCUAUGGAAAUGCAGGAUCUAGCAAGUCCACAUAGUCGACUUAGUAGCAGUAGUGAUUCUCCCAGUGGGACAAGCCUUGAUAACUCUCACAUAAACAACAAUUCUAUGACACCAAAUGGCACAGAAGGGGACAGCAUGACACUACUGAACACUGCAGACUGGUUGCUAGGUGCUAGUGCGCAGACCGCUGCAGUUAAAACAGAGCCAAUGAGCGGCUGUGAUAUUGCUGCUACAACUGCAGACGGGUCCAUAGACAACUACUCAGGGUCAGUUAUUGGAAGCAGUGGAUUUAGCCCCAGACAAACACACCAGUUUUCCCCUCAGAUCUACCCAUCCAACAGAGCUUAUCCCCAUAUUCUUCCCACCCCUUCCUCACAAACGAUGGCAGCAUAUGGGCAGACUCCAUUCCCCGCAGGAAUGCAGCAAACCUCAGCAUAUGCUACAUACCCACAACCAGGACAGCCCUAUGGAAUCCCUCCUUACGGUGCAUUGUGGGCAGGCAUCAAGACGGAAGGAGGAUUACCACAGUCCCAAUCGCCGGGACAAGCAGGAUUCCAGAGCUAUGGUACAAGUUUCAGUGCUCCUCAACCAGGACAAGCACCUUACAGUUACCAAAUGCAAGGGAGCAGUUUCACCACAGCAUCAGUAAUCUAUGCAGGAAGCAAUUCACUCACAAAUUCAACUGGAUUUAAUAGCUCCCAGCAGGAAUAUCCAUCUUAUCCCAACUUUGGCCAGAGUCAAUAUGCGCAGUAUUAUAACAGCUCACCGUAUCCGUCACAUUACAUGACCAGUAGCAACACGAGCCCCACUAUUCCCUCCACUACUGCAACAUACCAGCUACAAGAACCACCUUCUGGUGUCACCAGCCAAGCAGUGACCGAUCCUUCUACAGUUGAAUACAGCACAAUUCAUAGUCCAUCAACACCUAUUAAAGACUCAGAUUCUGAUCGAUUGCGGCGGGUGUCAGAUGGAAAAUCUCGCGGACGGGGAAGAAGGAAUAAUAAUCCAUCCCCACCUCCAGACUCUGACCUUGAGAGAGUAUUCAUUUGGGAUUUGGAUGAGACUAUUAUUGUUUUCCAUUCAUUACUGACAGGAUCCUAUGCAAACAGAUAUGGAAGGGAUCCACCAACCUCUGUAUCACUUGGACUUCGCAUGGAAGAAAUGAUUUUUAACUUGGCAGAUACACAUUUGUUCUUCAAUGAUUUAGAAGAAUGUGACCAGGUUCAUAUUGAUGAUGUAUCUUCGGAUGACAAUGGACAAGACCUAAGCACCUAUAACUUUGGGACAGAUGGCUUUCCGGCUGCAGCAACCAGUGCGAACCUGUGUCUAGCAACGGGGGUCCGUGGAGGUGUAGACUGGAUGAGAAAACUGGCUUUUCGUUAUAGAAGAGUAAAAGAAAUCUACAAUACCUAUAAAAAUAAUGUUGGAGGUCUGCUUGGCCCUGCAAAGAGGGAAGCCUGGCUGCAGCUGAGAGCUGAGAUUGAAGCCCUUACAGACUCCUGGUUAACGCUUGCACUGAAAGCCCUGACACUAAUUCACUCUAGGACAAACUGUGUAAAUAUACUUGUCACAACAACACAACUUAUACCAGCACUGGCAAAGGUCUUGCUGUAUGGGUUAGGAGUUGCGUUUCCAAUUGAAAACAUUUAUAGUGCAACUAAAAUAGGUAAAGAAAGCUGCUUUGAAAGAAUAGUCCAAAGGUUUGGGAGGAAAGUGGUCUAUGUUGUUGUGGGGGAUGGAGUAGAAGAGGAGCAAGGAGCCAAAAAGCAUUCAAUGCCAUUUUGGAGAAUAACAAGCCACUCGGAUUUAAUGGCACUGCAUCAUGCCUUGGAACUUGAAUACUUGUAGCAGGAAAAUAGCACUUUGGUUCCUAAUACAGACCUGCCCCACUUUUGGGGGAACGUUCCGGUGUUCCUAUGAAACGGUGUCGUUAACUUACUAAUGUGGAAUUCCUACCGAAGGCGCUUAUCUUCUGUUUGACACACUGCUGAUAAUUUAAGCAAUGGAACUUAAAAGGGGGGAAAAUGCCUACAUUAAAGAACAGUCACCUUCAUAGCGGUUCUACAAGCAAAAUAAAGGGUUCAUACCUGUGAAGACCUUGCCGCUACUUUGUAGUCUUCAUGAUUUCCGCGUAGAGGAAGUUGACCAUGGGAUGGCAGGUUUUACUGCACAUUAAACAGCUAUGCUAAAGUCACUUAGUAUAGUGCCCUGAAAAGUUUACUGUCUACACUAUUUAUGAAUGGACAUGUCAGCUUGAUAUACAGAUAUAUGAUAAGGCAAACAAGGUACUAAAGGUCUCUCUUUAUGACGUUGGGCAGGAGAGCCUGAGGCCGGCCUAGGCAGUCUGUGUCUGACUAGAAUUAGUUCCACAUGAGCUUAAAGCCGCAGGCUGCCUACCUCUGGUCUAGCAUAUGUAUACUGUAAUUUAAACUAUAAUUAUGUACAUCACUGCGACAAUCAUGUACAGAAAGAUUUUUGUGUAAAUUUGUAAUAAUGGAUUCUUUUACAUAUGGUUUAGGUAAAUAUUAUUAAGGUAGCAAUGCCUUAGUAGGUCAGAUGUGCAGGGCUGCGUGUGUACAAACUGUUGUGCAGUGCCUUAAGAAAGUGUUAGAUAUAAAUAUGUAGAUAAUGGGGAGAGAGUUGGGUUUGUUUUUCGUUUUUUUUUUUACUGUAGUUGAAUUUGUUAAGACCAAAAGCAUAGAUGUCAAAUGUCAAUAACAAUUUACUGACUUGUUUCUUUGCCAUUCACAUAUACUGUGCAAGCCUAAAUCAUCAUCAUCAACAUACACAUAAACCGGCUCUCGCAGCACACCAGUGUGGUUUUUUUUGUUUUUUCCCUUUAUGCAACUUAAAUGUUCCAGAAAUGUACACUGGCCAGGUAAAUUCACAGAGGUGAGGAUUUCCAACAUAUACAAUGUAUGUGUUUGUGUAAUAGGAACAGCAAAUCUGGGAAAUUGGAAAUUAUCACAAUUAUAUAAGAUCUAACAAGAGUCAGAAAAUACAAGCAGAGGUAUAUGCUGUGGAUGGGAUCCUUUAUCCCUUUGCCAACGAGAGCUGGCAAAAUCUGAACAGUUUCAGUCCAGCCAGACAUUGGCACACUCAUCACGUUUAAGUAUAGUGCAGGUAAAGACCAUUCUCUGUCCUUCAGUCCACUGUAUUCAAACACUGCAAUGUACAUUCUGGUUAUUUUAUACACAGGUGUCAAGAGGGGGUGAGGGAGAGGGUACUAAUUACCCAAACCGUGUCCCCUUUGCAGCGCUGCUGAGGGGGACGUAUAUUAUCUGUUAAGCUUCUACUCCCCCAACAACAUGUUUCCCCGGAUUUGGCAAAGCCCCCCACAUCCCCGCCCCACCCUUCCUGUACUUGGGCCCGUGGCCGCUAUAAGUGGCCCUGAUUUUAUAUAGCAAAAUAUUCACAUUUUGCUUAAUAGAUACACAUGGGGUCUUUUAUACUGUCAGUGUCAGCUUUGUUCAAGGAACCUUUAAUAGCUUUGAAAAUAAAGAUCAUUGUUUUCUAUUGAAAAUUGCUGUCAGUGUAAAGUGACGUUUCCAAUAUACUUGAUUGAAAGACCAUAAACAAUAUUUAUUAUCUGCCAAUUUGGAUAUUGCUUUCAUUAUUCAUUAUCUAAUGAUUUGGAAAUUGUCAGUGUAUGUUGAUAUGCAGUUGUGAUGUUCACAGUUAUUCAAGCUACAGUAAUACCAGAUUUAUCAGCACAUAUAAAAGGCACCAAAUAAGUGUCCAUUGCACCCACUUUGUGGCAACCUACGCUGGUAUGCUAAUAGAGAGACAGAAGCCAGUCCAUACAUUAGUUGGAACAACAAAAGACACCAGCCCAAACUUAGUGCUUUCAAAAUAAUUCUAAAUAACAGUGUACCAAAUAUUAUUUACUGUAUAUAUAUUAUAUGCCAAUCAUGGUUUCUUAAUUCUUCAUCCAAUAGAAUCCUUUCAGAACUCUCAAAGGGUUAACUAUAAUAUAUCAACAUACCAAAAAAAGUUACACCACGGCCCCACAAAGAAGGGGAAAAUACUGAUAGUGUAGUAAUUUAGAAUUUGAAUAAAAUAUAGGACCCAAAUUAUAGUGUACUUCAAAUCAACUUUCAUCAAGGCUUAGCUGAGUUUUCUAGCUUUCUAGUUCCACCAAAGGGGAAUAACUCAGGGCCAUCUUAACAUUAUAGUAGGUCCUGGGUAAUGCACUGGGACACCAAACCACCCCUUCACAGGAACAAUGUGCUGUCCUGUGCUGUCUCUCCUCAUGUUUCCAUACAGUGAAUGACUGUCAGCACUCUGAUUUGUGGAUAGCUCCAGCCCUCCACCAAUCAGCACAUUGAGAGUUUACAGCCAGUCACUAUGUGGCUACUGGCUGGGAGGCAGGUAGAGAAUGCUGCCCCACCGCUAUGAUUGUGUAACCACCACCUGCCACUGCUCAGAGGCCCCUAGAAUUAUGGCAUCCUGGGCCACUGCCCAGUGUGACAGUAUGUGAAGAUGACCCUGGAAUAACUCCUACUCCUUACUGAUGCUAUCUAGAACAUACCCACAUACCAGAAACAUCCAUCAGGUAUAAUGGUGUAUUAUUUUGUUAAAGUAGUAUUAAUUCACCAAUCACAGACAGAUUCAUGCAUACAUUUUAAAAACUUGAUUAAGAGCUUAUCUAACACUGGUUGUCCUGUACAAGUAUAGACCACCAAACUCUGCUAAACCCGAAUCCAGAUGUGAACUCCAGCUGAAGUUCUGUUUUGCAAGGUUUCCAAAUCAGAGUUCCAGACAAAAUGGAUAAUCUAAUGCAUUCUGUUGUUUCCAACUUCCUCAGGGAUGUGGUCCCCCUUCCUUCAUGUAAGGACCGUGCUAAAAUGGCAAUGUUCGAUCUUGAUUAGUGGUUCUCAAUCAUUUUCCACUUGGACACAUCCUGUCCGGGCCAUCUGUGCUAUUUAUACCUACAACAUUUGCAAAAAAAAAACCCCAAAACAUUUUAAUUAAUAUAAUUGGUACCAGAUAAAAUAUAUAGGUGUCGUUAUAGAUAAAAUCAAUUAAUAUGCUACAAACAAGGUUUAAAAAAAGACACAAAAAUAGAAUGAAUUGUACAUACAGUACACAGUAUACAAUAUAUUUGUCAGAAAUUUCAAUUUAUGAAAACUUCAAAAUAACAAUAAACCUAUAGACCCCAUAUGCUUUCUUUAACCACAUUUUUAUAUUGUUAUCAUGAUACCACUGUAAAUCAUGGGGUCAUAGAUCCCCAGGAAACUGCUUUCCCUAUGUAUCUAAUUAUCACUUGUAUGUCCCACCUCGCCAUUACUGAACAUUUUUGAAGUUCCCCUGAAUGUUACAGCAGUACCCCUGCUGUUAUACUAUUGGUAUCCGGAUGAUAGACAGUGUCUAGUUAGACAGUCAAUA